AUUGGGGUAUAUGUGUGUAAUGUUAUUUGUAAUGGGCAUGAUUGAUUUGUCACAGAGCUAUGUAUGUGCUUCGGCUGCAAGGCGAGAGUAUGCGGCGGCUAUGCAGAAUGGAACCAAAUUGGCAGAGCAGAUGGCGAAAGUAGAAGAGGAGCGGUCAGGGAGAAAGAUGGCUGAAGCGAAUCGAGAUGUGCUGGUAGAGGCCAUCAAGAGGUUAGAAGCAGAGUUGGCAGAGGCGAAAAAGAGGGUGACCGCGAUGGAGGAGAAGCUGGUAAGCACUGUUGGGCUUGAAGUGGAGCGAGACAAACUGAAAGCUGAUUUGGUGGAUAUGACCAAUAAGUGGAUGGAGAAAAGUCAAUUCUGCGUUCAGCAUGAAGCUCGCAUGGAAAAGCUUAGCAGUAUGAUGAGUGACCUUGACGAGGAGAUUGUGUCGUUACAGACUGAUAAGGAGACCUUAGAGAAGGAGAGAAAAGAGCUGGAGCAAAGGGUGAACAGUCUUGAGUCCAGCGCAGCGGAGGCCAAGAAGCAGAAGUUAGAAACUGAACUUCUAUUUGGGAAGAAGUUGAAGGAAGCAGAAGAGAGGGCAGUAGAGGCAGCUGUUGAAGCCACUAGGCAGCGUAUUCGAGACCGAGAGAUCACUGAACGCAAAUUUGCGAGAAUGGCAGAGGUAGACACUGCCAAGUAUCUGGAUUUGGCGUUACGUAACAAGAAGCAGACCCCAGAGGAGAAAUGGGCAAAGCUGGAGAUGUAUUGCAAGAACGUCGAUGUAAAGAUAGGAGAGUAUGACGUCGACAAGUAUUUGAAUGAACUUGGGGAUUUGCAGAUUUCUUAUCCGCCAUGUCAUUUGGAGAAGUUGAAGCUGAGGGGCGAUGCGCUGGGAUCGAUGUAUAAUGCCGAGGGGGAAGCCGUUGAAGAUACUGUUGUUAACUUGGCUCCUGAUGAAAAAGCAUCAGGUUCUACCUCUGUAGCUGAGGGCAAGUCAGAGGGUGAAAGAGGUGUAUGUUGUAUGACGUAUUUGGAUCAGGAGCUUCAUAGAUCUUUUAGGCCUUUGCGUGCGAAAUACAGCGAAAGAUUAUACAGAUGGUGGGAGAGGAUGCCCAGUGAGCACCGUGAGUGGACGAAUGUUCCCUUUUUAAGGAGAAUCUUUGACAACCCACAAUGGCUUUACUCAACGUGGGCUCUGGAAGAGCUUAUCAGAAGUGGCAUCCCGUACUAUAUAUCUUGUGAACGCUACGGGCUAGGCUAUCCGAAGCUAGAAAAUGCGAUGUCAGAGUACAUACGACGUAUCGAAUGGGAUUAAUUAUGGACAAGAGGAUAGAGCAAUUAUAAAGUCAGGGGUGGAUAUUGCCAUUAAUGUAAUAUAACUUAUAAAUAACAACUUCUGAUGUAUUGCUAUUUUUUAUAAAUAACUUAUAAAUAUCGACUUUUGAUUCCACGCUUUGCAUUUGUCAAUUGAAGUUAUUGUACAAAUAUUGAGAGAGGAAUUGAGUAAAUGUGUGUUUGUGUCCCCGCACUUAGCAUCUGUUAAUUUAGGUUGCUGUGAUAGUUGUAUCUUACGCCCGCGAUGUGAGCAAUAUUGCUGGGGGGUGCACCUCCUUACGUAUGUGUAGUAGUUGUAGUGGUCUUGUUCGGGUCUGGUCAUGCCCCUAGGGAUGGAAACUUUCCCAUUAGAUCAAAUGGGUUGACAUGACCCGGACCGAGUGCGGAGGUCAUAGCGUAGGGCACCGAAGCAGAUGCAAAAAAGGUCAAGAUUGUG
Messenger RNA from Humulus lupulus (European hop), 1753 nucleotides. RefSeq lists its product as uncharacterized. NCBI's taxonomy places the organism in Eukaryota, Viridiplantae, Streptophyta, Magnoliopsida, Rosales, Cannabaceae. Bases 11 to 1297 code for a protein of 428 amino acids. The record is from RefSeq and is a predicted model, not a curated record. The transcript has 4 exons.